Messenger RNA from Closterium sp. NIES-65, 3423 nucleotides. Lineage: Eukaryota; Viridiplantae; Streptophyta; Zygnematophyceae; Desmidiales; Closteriaceae. The record is from the annotation of a GenBank genome assembly.
AUGGCCGACGAGGGCUUCGACGCGCGGAAGGCGGCGGUGCUGGCGGCGCUGGCGUCGGUGGAGCGCGACAAGUCGCUCAAGGGCGGCCUGGAUGCGCCGAUCGCGGAUCUGGUGGCGGAAAUCAACGGCCACGAUGAUCUCUUCACCACCAGCUCGUGCUCCGGCCGCAUCUCGCUGCUCCUCGAACCGCAUGACACCGCCGCCGCCGCCGCCGCCGCCGCCGCCGCCGCCACCGCCACUGCCGCAGCCGCUCCUGCUGCUUCUGGUGGUGCUGGCGCCGGCACCGCCGGUGCUGCUACUGCUGAAAUAGAAAGAGGAGGGGAAGGAGUUGCGGCGGAUAGCGCGGGCGCGGCGAAGCGAGUGAAGAAGAAAGCGAGGGGCGGCGAGUGGCUGUUGGUCAGCCAUGACCCCAUCGAUCCUGCCGACCUCGUUACUGCCGUCUUCAGUACAAGCACUGCCCACGCGGAUGCCGACGUCAGCAACAGCAACAGCGCCAGCAGCAGCAUUAUCACCCCCGUCACCUGCGCAUCUCCGCCCGCUCUCCCCGGCGAGCUGGUGUUUCGCUUCGAGCCGCUCAUUCUCGCCCUCGAGUGCCGCUCCCUCGCUGCCGCUCAAGCCCUCGUGUCCUGCGCCAUCCGCGCGGGUUUCAGAGAAUCAGGCAUCACCAGUGUGAGCGCAAAGCGCAUCAUCACGGCCGUCCGUUGCUCCAUCCGCCUCGAGACACCGCUGACGGCUGGCGGUGUGCCGUUGGUGGGCGAGGCGUACGUGCGCCAGCUGGCGGCGGUGGCCAACGGCAAGAUGGCGCUCAACCGCGAGCGCACCGAGCGGUUCCAAGCGCGGUUUAAGGAGGAGUCUCAUCCUAGAAAAGCAGCACGGCGCAGCUCAAAAGGCCAGCAAGAGGCAGCGAAUGGCCAGCUGGCGCAGCAGCAGGGCAACCAGGUGGCACAACGCCAGGUGGCACAACGCCAGGUGGCACAACGCCAGGUGGCAGUGCUGCGGAGAGUAGGGGAGGUGGAGAGGCGGGUGCUGGAGCUGCUACGAGGUGGUGUGGUUGGGGAGGCACCGCCUUGCACCGCUCUGACAGCACCUGAACCUGCUUCCACAGGGGCCUCUGGGCAUCCCGCACUGGCAGGCGCAGGUGCAGGUGCAUGCAUGGCGCCGUACCCAUUGCAGGACGUGGCAGGUGGUUGCUGCAGCAGCGCAUGGGAUAUGCCCACAGGAUCACAAGAAACGCAAGCAUCACAAGAAUCAGAAGAAUCAGCUCAUGGAUUGGAUGGAUUCUUCCUGCCAGGAAGCAAGGCACAGGGCGGGCAGCUGCGUGGGCAGGUGGUAAAGGUUCUGGGUCUGCCCGAAGGCAGCCUUUUGCGGUGGGGCCAUUCAGCUGUGACGGUUGUGGGAGCUGUGGGCGCAGUUGUGGGAGCUGUAGGCGCAGGAGGGGCUGGAGCAACAGAUGGAGGUUCAGUAGUUGCAGGGACGUCCGAAGCAGAGAAAGCAAGAGGAGAGACAGCAGGGACAGCCGUGGUGGUGUUUGGAGGGUUCGGGGGGAGUGGGGUGCACAGCAGGCGAGGGGACGUGGUAGUGGUAACAAUGAGAGGGAGAGCGGUGGCGGGAGGGGGUGGAAGCAAGCGGGAAGGGGAGGGGGGGGUCAUGGUGGAAGGGCGUGUUGUGGAAACAAGGGGAAGCGGGCCGAGCCCUCGCAUGUGGCACACUGCCACUGUGGUUAGAGUGGGGCAAGGGAGGGGAGCGGUGAGCGGGAGCGGAGCGGAGGCCAAGGGAGCAGAGAGUAGUGAGGCGAGUGAUAGAGGAGAGACAAAGGAGGAGGAGGGCGAAGGGGAGGAGGGGGAGGAGGGGGAAGAGGGGGAGGAGGAGAUGGUGGUGUUAGGAGGCAGGCAUGGUCCCACAGCUGCCCUCGCUGAUGUCUUCUCCCUCAAUCUCCGCUCCAUGACGUGGCGCCAUACAGCAGCACCAGAGGCACCGUCUGGAGAGGCUACAGCAGCAACUGCAACUACAGCUACUACCCCUGCUUUACCAGAAGCAAUUGCUGCUAUAUCUGGUACAGAUGCUACUGCUGCUACAGCUGCUACAGGUGCACCCGUGGCAAGGUAUCGCCAUGCAGCAGCAGCACUGCGGUCAUCGGUCUUUGUCUUUGGAGGCACGUCCCAUCCCCACGCCCCUCCCCUCACCUCCCUUCAGGUCUUUUCCGCCCGGUCUUUUUCCUGGCUGCCCGACCCCGUGGCAUCCGGGCAGAUGCCUGCUCCUCGCCACUCCCAUGCCAUGGCUACGGUCGGCCCGGAAAUUGUUCUAGUGAACACCGCAUCCAAUGAGGUGUCUCGAAUCCCCGUCUCUCUGCCUCCUGCUGCUCUGCCUGUGCGCCACACUGCCAGUGUAGUGAAGGGGGGCUCCUUGGCAGGGGGGGGUGCAAUCGGAGGCUCUACUGUAGGGGACAGGCUGCUAGUGCUGGGGGGUGGUGCUGCCUGCUUUGCAUUUGGAUCGCGCCUCCACCAUGCCAUCCACUCUCUCCUUCACCUCAAGGCAAAGCAGCUCAAUUCUUCAGAGAACAGUCAACCCACUGCCACUCACUUAUCCCUUCUCUCUCACCUGCCGGUCCGCUGGGAGCGGCUGGGAGACAUGGUGGUGCUGCCAGCUGAUGCCAUGCUCGGGGAGGCUUGGGACAGGCUCGGACCGGAGCUCUGGCAGGUUGUUGCCAAGGCUCUUGGAGCAGCAAGAGUGGCCCGGCAGGCGCCUGUGGCACCCACAUUGACUAGAGACAGCCGGCUGCAGCUGCUGCUGGGGUCCUCCUCGUGGGUGGAGCACCGAGAGAAUGGCAUCAAGUACACAUUCGAUGCUGCCAGGUGCAUGUUCUCGUCUGGGAAUGGUACUGAGAAGCAGCGCAUGGCCGCACUCAGGCUUCAUGACCGGGAAGUGGUGGUAGAUCUUUUUGCUGGGAUUGGGUAUUUCACAAUUCCGUUGCUUGUGCAUUCCCGUGCCCGCCACGUGUUCGCCUGUGAGUGGAACCCUGCGGCUGUCCACGGCCUCCGGUCCAGUCUCGCAGCCAAUCAGGUUUCGCCAGAUCGCUACACUGUGCUGGAGGGGGAUAACAGGGUGGUUGCCCCAGUGGGGGUUGCUGAUCGGGUGCUGCUGGGCUUGAUUCCUUCGAGUGAGGCCAGCUGGAGGACUGCGAUUCGCUGCCUGAAGCCAAGGGAAGGGGGUGUUGCGCAUGUGCAUGGGAAUGCAGUUGAUGUGGAGGAGCAGCAGUGGACUGACUAUGUUGUGGGGGAGUUCGAAAAGCUGGCAAGAGAGGAGGGGAGAAGCUGGGAAGUGAAGGCAAUGCACUUGGAGCGGGUGAAAUGGUAUGCGCCACACAUUCGGCAUGUUGUUCUGGAUGUUUGCUGCAAGCCCAGCUUGGUUGAUGGUGCUGAAUAG